AUGUACGACGAUUCUCAAUUUAUGCAUUACGAUAGUCUAGCAUUUUCAAAGAACGGAUUCGAAACUAUGGUAGCGAAGCGACCAGAGAUGACAGCGGUGAUCGGAUCGGCAAUCGACUUCAGUCCGACCGACAUUUUGAAAAUGAAUUUGAUGUACCAAUGUGGACAGGGUGUGAACGUGGAGCCGCAGCCGCUCCCACCACCUCAACCUCCUCCUAUUCCACCAAUGAUUUUCUCUUCUAUUCCGGACACAGAAGAA
This is a messenger RNA of Ostertagia ostertagi, 258 nucleotides long. The record is from the annotation of a GenBank genome assembly. Lineage: Eukaryota; Metazoa; Nematoda; Chromadorea; Rhabditida; Trichostrongylidae.